Molecule: messenger RNA, 435 nt
Organism: Yamadazyma jaroonii
Lineage: Eukaryota; Fungi; Ascomycota; Pichiomycetes; Serinales; Debaryomycetaceae
Source: the annotation of a GenBank genome assembly
AUGACAAAUAAAAUAUCGUUGGCAAUUGAACAAGGCCAAAAACCUUCAAUUGGUAGGAGGUCUUCUAAUGAACCUUUGAAUGCUUUUCUAGUUUAUACUUCUGAUAGUGAGGAAUCCAAAGAGGUUGAGAAUGAAAAAUUAGCUCCCAUUGAUACGGUUGCUGUUACCGUUCCUGGUGAACAUAAAGAUGAACAUGGUGACAAAGAUUAUGAAUUUAAUGACGAUUACGAUAAUGAUGCAUAUAAUUAUUCAGGGAACUUGAGAAGAACAGUUUCAGUACCUGACAUGAAUACCCAUCCUCCUAAGAAGCGGACAUUCUCCAUAUGUGAUUUAGAUGACGAUGUUUCACCUAUUUCACCAUUAAAUGAUUCAACAAGACAUCCCAGGAGAAAUUCUGUAGCUUUAAAGUUCCAGAGUCCGAAAUUAUUAACAUGA